This is a messenger RNA of Drosophila biarmipes, 771 nucleotides long. RefSeq names its product luciferin sulfotransferase-like. Gene Ontology annotation, biological process: sulfation. Gene Ontology annotation, cellular component: cytoplasm. The record is from RefSeq and is a predicted model, not a curated record. The coding region runs from base 1 to 771 and encodes 256 amino acids. The transcript has 5 exons. NCBI's taxonomy places the organism in Eukaryota, Metazoa, Arthropoda, Insecta, Diptera, Drosophilidae. Gene Ontology annotation, molecular function: sulfotransferase activity.
AUGUACGCGAGUAGGCCUAUAGAGUCUCUGGCCACCACGCCAAGCAUUCAGGUGCAGUGCUCAGAUCCUGACUGGGUGCCCCUAAAGCAGGAUUGGAGCAAACGAUGGUGCACACUGCCCAGUGCUUAUAUGGAUUUCGCAGAAAGAAUCGAUGCCUUCGAAACGAAAGAAAGUGAUGUUUUUGUGGCGACAUUUAUGAAGAGCGGUACGACUUGGAUGCAAGAGCUGGUCUGGCUGUUGCUCAAUGACUUGGACUAUGAACGAGCCAGGAGCGAGUAUCCAUUUAAUCGAAGUCCCUUUCUAGAGUACUCUGCUCUUAAUGCCGUGGUCGGUUUGGAUUCCAUUGAUAAGUGCAAUAAACUUCCGGGUAACAUUCGCCUGAUUAAAUCCCAUCUACCCGCUCAACUGCUGCCCCGACAAAUCUGGAAGCUGGGCCGGAAGAUUAUUUACGUGGCUCGUAACCCCAAGGAUGUUAUAGUUUCUUCAUACCAUCAAAUUAUUGGCCUGUACUUUUGGCAGGGCAGUUUAGAGGGAAUGCGCAACGAGAAGAAUGUUUUCUUCGUUACCUAUGAGGAAAUGUCAAGAGAUCUCGAAGAUGUGGUUGGGAGAUUAUCGAAGUUUUUGGAUUGCAAAGACUUGAGCAAAGGUGAAAUGGAAAAACUUUUGAAUCACUUGAGUUUUGAAAACAUUAAAGCAAGCAAAUUCGGAAACCCCACCAAUUUUAUAAGAACGAUUUAUGAGGCGCGGAAUAGUCGGGUCCUACAAGGAUGA